AUAACAUCGACAUCAGAAAUGCCAAAGAGUUUUCAUAUCGAUUUAAGAAUUUAACAAAUGGUAAUAAUGGUAAUAAUGUGGAUCCACAACGCGUUGAAAAAUUCAAUAUUUUAAUGAGAGAUUUGACUGAAAUUGGAUGGUCGGGAACAGUGAGUAUGAAAUUUUUCGCAAAAUAUCGUUGGUUUGAAUCACUGUGGUUGUUCGGUCAAAUGCAACGGCAAAUAGAAGUGUAUCACAGUCAUGCCGAACAAUGGUAUACCAUUCAUGAAAUGUUUCGUAACAAUCCGAACUUUCAAGAGCCAACAAUCAAUCGACCACCAAAAAUAAGCAGUUUUGCUCUUAUACCAUUAUGCGACUACCAUUUGAAAAACGUGCGAUUGGACAUUAAGGACUUGUAUUAUAAAAUUGUAAACGAGCUUGAUUUGGUGCCUUCUUUUCUCAAUACGUAGACCAACCGGAUGAAUAAGAGAAAUUUAAAGUACUACACCCAAACUGAUCGAUCAGGUCUAUGGAAUAUGUUGUUCGAUGUCGGUAAAAUAAAUAAAUUGGGCAAAUCGAAACCAUUCCAUCAUCAGAUUUUGACCGAUAGUGUUUCAAUAUCCAUAAUGUACAAGAAACCACAGCGACAACAACGACCACAGCAAACAACCCAAGCGAAUCGGGGGCCGGAAAAACUCAUUGGCAAGAAAUACAUCAUUGGAAUCGAUCCGAAUGAAAAAUCGUGGUUAACUGUAGUGCGUCGCAACAUUCAAAAAACACCUGAUGAGCCGGCUGUUGAGGAAAACAUUAUAAUACCAAACCAGCGUUUUCAUUGGGAAACUCAGCAGAAAAAACGAGACAAAGAAGCGAAAAAGUUGGCUGGAUGGUUUGAUAUCGAAGAGAAGGAACAUCUCAAAACCUACCCAUAUCGUCCACCAUCACCACGUAAUUCAACAUGGAAAUCAUACAUUGAAUAUCGCAUUAAAAUGUUACGAAAAGGAAUGGCAGCUUAUGCGACGCGUGAAUAUGCACGACUGGAUUUAGACCAUCACAUUCGCUCGACCAGAGUAAAUGAUCAAAUCGCCGUGCGUGUGACAAACAACAAACCGUCGUUGGUUCAAUUUGGUGCUUGGGCGAUGAAACCCGAUCGACCGUUUGGAAUAAAAAAGCGUAAAAGAUGUCCGGGAUCGCGUAAGUUUCGUGUGAGCAUUAAGAAACUUGGACAUUCAGAAGUUGAAAUGCAAGAUGAAUGGGGAACAUCACAAACAUGCGCGAAUUGUCAGGAACGUUUUCCAAGGCACACAAAAGAUGAUCGAUUUAAAGUGUGCUACGAUUGUAGAGCGAAAAAGAUUGAUGGCCUGCCAGAUUCAGUCGCUGGACUGCCAGAUAUCAUUGUGUCAACGGUCAACAGACGUGUUUUGAGAAGAAAACGUGCAAUUAUUAAGCGACAAAUUAUCGAUGGCAAUCGUGAGGCUGUGAACGAAAAAAUUCGGACUGGGCGUUUAAUCUCAAAGGUUAAAGUUACCUACAAAAAUUGGCCAUUAAAUGUUGAUGAUGAUGAUGUUGUUCCACAAACAGUUACUUGGCACCGAGAUAUUGUUGCAGCAAAAUGCAUUAUGCUCAAAGGUAUGAAUCAAUUGGAAACAGAAUAUUCAUUAUUUAAUGUAUUUGCUUUAAAUUACAUAGGACUUUGCCGGAUCUUUGAUGUACCAUUGCCAGUUUCAUUGUUAAGACCGCCGGACUACAACAACAAUGUCAACUAACAAACAUCAUCAAUUAAUCAUACAUUCAAAAAAUUACAUAAAAUAAAAUAUUUUAAUUAUUAUAGUUAGCUUAGCUAGACAUGAACAGACUAUAUAAAGUCUUGUGGUCUAGUUGUACAAUAGUACAACAUUGUACGGAGGGGGAGUGCCCGUAGGGAUUGAAUAAAAUUCAUAUAUUAUAAUAUUUUGCAAAGGAAAUGUCUCUCGGUUUUCUCAUGCCAAAAAGUUCCCAUUACACAAUAUUCUAGCGUUAAAAUGAAACACACAUUACUCCCAACCAUCACACCAAAAGGAAGGUAUGACCGGCUAUUAUUACUCAAGUGAGGUGCUAUUUACUCUCGUCCCUUGAUAGCCAAUAUUGAUACUGUCGAUUUUACUUGUUUACUAAUAAUAAGUAUUGUGAAAAUGACCUACAGGUCAUAUGCAUUUUAUUCGAACAGAGUCUAGGUGAGAGGAAUUUAAAAAUUAUGAUAAGAGCAAACAUGGCAUAAAACGAAGUGUAUCUCAUUUCGUUUUGAAUAGUUAUUUGCUCAUCUCGGCACUGUUACAAUCAAAUCAAAAUGAAAGAAUUUUAUAUUUUCCUCAUCUUUGCUGUUUUGGUAGCUGUUUGCUCUGUAUCAGCUACUGACGACCGAUGUAAUGCCCGCCAGCAAAAUGGAUUGUGUCAACUGAAAGAGGAGAAGUUUUUUUACAACAAAAAUACCAAUCGUUGUGAAU
Contarinia nasturtii (swede midge) is the source of this 2459-nucleotide messenger RNA. RefSeq lists its product as uncharacterized. The record is from RefSeq and is a predicted model, not a curated record. Bases 459 to 1742 code for a protein of 427 amino acids. The transcript has 4 exons. Lineage: Eukaryota; Metazoa; Arthropoda; Insecta; Diptera; Cecidomyiidae.